This is a messenger RNA of Paecilomyces variotii, 1257 nucleotides long. Its product is annotated as putative CUE domain protein. Gene Ontology annotation, biological process: ubiquitin-dependent protein catabolic process. Gene Ontology annotation, cellular component: cytoplasm. The transcript has 5 exons. Lineage: Eukaryota; Fungi; Ascomycota; Eurotiomycetes; Eurotiales; Thermoascaceae. The coding region runs from base 1 to 1257 and encodes 418 amino acids. The record is from RefSeq and is a predicted model, not a curated record. Gene Ontology annotation, molecular function: ubiquitin conjugating enzyme binding; ubiquitin binding.
AUGGCAGACGAAGACAAGACCGCCACGCCCACCAAGGCUGCGGCGGCGCUCAGCAGUCCUAAGCCUGAGUCCCCGACUACGGCACGUCCUCUAGACUUCGAUGGCGAUGAUGAACCACAAGAAAGCGGCGUUACUUCAUCUUCAGCAGCUCCGGGACAAUCUGCGGAAUCGGCACCUGCCCCGCCGCCGAAACCACCACGGCCAUUGACUCCGCAACAACAAGCCGAGAACACCCUCAAGGAAGCAUUUCCGACUGUCGAAGCCUCUGUUGUCAAGGCCAUUCUCGUAGCAAGCGGUGGGAACUUAGAGAGGGCUUUCCAUGCGCUUCUGGGCAUGACCGAUCCCAACGCCCAACAGGAAGACCUGCCACCUCCAAGGCCUCCGCGACCAUCGACUGCCACAUCUACAGCGCAGAGCCAGCUCGAGGCUGACGAGCGGUAUGCCCGCCAGCUGGCAGAACACUACAGCGGGGCCGCCCGUCGAGGACCACCAUCGGGCUGGGACGGGAACCAGCGCCCGCGAAGCAGAAGAGAAAGUGGAGAGGAACGGGAAUAUAGCUUUUUUGAUGGUAACGCGAUGCUGGCCUCUGACGACCUUCCUGUAAUCCGCGAGAAUAUCCGUAAGGGAUUCUUGGAUACACAGUCGAAAGUGAAUUCCUGGGUCCAGAAUUUGAAGAAGAAGCUCGAUGGCGAAGAAGACGAAGAUCAGCCUGCAGGAGGAUAUCAUCGCGACAGCGGCAGCUAUGGCAGGCCCAGACGCAGUGGCGAUAUGGGCCGUCGCAGCGCUGAUCGCGAGCGCUAUGAUGCAGACCCUCAAGUAAUCAGCGACGACUUCGCGACACUGGAGUUACGGGAUGCUGAAGUGCCCCCACCUCGUCCAGCUCGACCACUCGCAAACCCGAAUCUAUUCAAGACCUCUUCUCCUUCUCCAGAUAGGCGUAAGGUCUCCUUCCAAGAGGGUCCACCUGAAGAAAUUGACAAUCUUUACGAUGCUCCAGAAUCCGCCCAACGCGCACCGUCCACCGGAGGCAAGUCCAGCAAAUGGCAGCCCUUGGCUACUGUCGAUCCGUCUCCUGUGGGAGAACACGACCCAUUUAGCCUCGGCGACAGCGAUGAUGAAAAGGAAACGAAAAAUAAAGAUGCCAAUGCAGACGAAGCGGAUCGUGUGAAGCAAGCUACGACCGAAGCGAUAGCUGGGGAAAUCGGAUCCAGCUCGAAGGAUGAUAAUAGACCGGAGAAUAAGGAGACGGGACAUUAA